Molecule: messenger RNA, 570 nt
Organism: Cucurbitaria berberidis CBS 394.84
Lineage: Eukaryota; Fungi; Ascomycota; Dothideomycetes; Pleosporales; Cucurbitariaceae
Exons: 3
Coding region: 1-570 (189 amino acids)
Source: RefSeq, a predicted model, not a curated record
AUGGACCGUGGCAGCACCGGUAGUUCAAAGAAAGUUGAGGGUCGCGACUGCCAUGACGCGCGGUGGAACAAUUCGCCGGGCUUGGCAGACGGAAGUGAAGGCUCCACCUCGACCUUCACAUCUACCUUGGCCAUAGAGCUCGACGCUGCUGCUCAAUCGACAUACUGCGACACCGGCAGUACAGCGCCUCGUGGGCUCCGCGUAACCCACCCGCUUGCUUAUUCGCGCACUCAUAGCAGGUAUACCCUCUUCUCGGUCCUGUCGCAGUCGUGCACUGCUGCCACAAACGUUGGCUUGAAGGAGGAAGGACACAGUGGAAGGAGUACAGUGGGGAGGAGAGCGACUUUUGUCACGGUUCUUGGCUGUACAGGCGCAGUCUUCGCUGCGUCACCUUGCGCGGUCAUAGCUAGUAGCAACACAAACACUGUCUUUACGUGUGUUCGAGAGCGAGGAAAACACAUCGUCUAUCUUGUUCAUCUGGCAUUCGAAGUCGGCCUCUCCGGAUUGCGACUCACCGACCGCAAAGCGAACAGCUCCCUCACACUGUUUACGCGCGAGCCUUUCCUCUAA